AAAUUUUCAGAAGCGGUCAAAUCAAGACAUUUUUAGAUUUGAAUUGAGUUCAGCCACAUCAUGUCUAGUAACGUUCAUUCUUCAAGUAACGAAGACGAUGCCAUCGUGAUGAUGCAUAAUAUAGUAUACGCGUACUAAGUACGUUAUGUCAGUAUGCAAAGAGAACAGUGAUGAUCCAACUCAAAAGUACUUUUUCGUGAGUUAUGUCUGUACAUAUGGACGUAAACGCAGUUCGUUAGAGUCAGAUGCUUGCGUUCAGGAUGUAGAUGAUGAUAGUAAUAAUCAUUCUUCUGAAGAGCAUACAACUUCUAACUCGCCAACACAACCUAGGCAAAGGAGACGACGUCGGUCAUCUACGUAUGCCUUACUUCAAAUGAAUUUAUCCUUCAGGUCGAAAUAUUGCGCUUCAAUGACUACAUGCUGCCCUGUGGUCAUAUUUUGUAUGCACAUUCUAAAGAUCUGAUUCGUGGAGACUUAUUUCGACAUAGCAACAAGUGGACAAGAAAAUACAUAAUGGACCUGGUUCUUCGUGCGCUCGACAACAUCUCAAUCUCUAC
This is a messenger RNA of Schistosoma intercalatum, 557 nucleotides long. The record is from the annotation of a GenBank genome assembly. Lineage: Eukaryota; Metazoa; Platyhelminthes; Trematoda; Strigeidida; Schistosomatidae.